Messenger RNA from Drosophila obscura, 1005 nucleotides. RefSeq lists its product as uncharacterized. Bases 115 to 900 code for a protein of 261 amino acids. Lineage: Eukaryota; Metazoa; Arthropoda; Insecta; Diptera; Drosophilidae. The transcript has a single exon. The record is from RefSeq and is a predicted model, not a curated record.
AUUGAGUUUUACCCUCCGCCGAAACUACAACAAAAAAUAUUCUUUGAAAAAUUUCUAAAAAAUUUUAAGUGGCGAAAUUUUAAGUGAAAGAACUUUUAGAAAACACUUUUUGAGAUGAGUCAAGAGGACUUUAGGCUGCCGCAGGUGCCCGGUGGCAAGGGCGAUUCCGGCUCGCCGGGGGACAAGGUUCAGCCCUCGUGGUUGGCCUGGGUGGAGCGCAAUGCCAAGCCGCGGGUGAGGGUACGUCCCAAGGUGGAGCGAAAAUUGACGGUCUGGCAGAAGGCUGGACCCAUGAAGAAGAAGGACUGGAAGAAGUUCUACGCGUGGGCUGCCGUCAAAGCCAUGCCCAAGGAGCUGCCGGAGGCGCCACCGCAGGAAAUUCCCUGCGAGGCUGACUAUCUGCCAUGCGGCAAGCCGAGGGUGGCCGACGAGGACGACCUGGACAUGGUGGAGAAGAUGGAGAAGCUGUCCGUACCGCUGAAGCGCAGGCAGCGCGAGAAGCACCAGCACGUCCAUCCGAUAAACGCCUACAACCCGAUGAUUGUGUGGGGCCAGCAGCCGCAGCCCGACAAGGGUCGUCCCUUCGAUCCGCCCCACGUGCCCUGCUGCUUCCCCAACUCCGACAUCGAGGAUGAGUUCUGGGCCACGUUGCGUUUCCCCGUCCGACAGCAGGCCCUCAAGGGCAGUGCAACGGCGCGCAUUAUCAGCCUGGCCAGGCCGAAGGUUAUGCCACCAUGGCCACCACACUGCCCCAUUCCGCCGCGCACCCUGGACCCGCUGGAUGAGCGACCGCCAAAGCGCAAGAAGUUCACGGCCCAAGGCUGGCGCAUGCACCAGAUACGUCUGCUCUAUCUGUCCAAGCCGGUGUCACGUCGUGAAUUUGAAUACUUCUACAUGUGAACCCCUUUCGAUCAUUGAAGUUUCAGACCAAAAUUUAUGUUCCACAUUUCAUACUCAUUUUUCGUAAAACUAUAUCUGGUCUGAGGGUGGAAAUUGCAAGGCAGU